AUGGAUAACCCCUCUCUUCUCCAGAGAUGGCUUGGGGAGAAUUUUAACUCUCAGACACACCCAGUACUUAAGCCCAGGACGCCCCUGAGUUUCCUUGCCCCAGAAUCCAUGCGUUUAAAUCCUGUGGCGCGUCGGGGCCACCCCCUGAGGAGGCCUCCUCAGAGCCAGUCCGUCCAUGGAGUUCAUGUGCAGCUCCAGCUCUCUGGGGCUUUGACCCCUGAAGACCAGGAAGGGGCAGUGGUGGAGGGGAAGGCGGCAGACCCAGGCCAGCUCAAGAUGCCCCACGGCCUCACAGGGAGCCACUGGCUGCCCACAGCAGGCCCUGGGGGUGGAUGA
Rangifer tarandus platyrhynchus (Svalbard reindeer) is the source of this 336-nucleotide messenger RNA. The record is from the annotation of a GenBank genome assembly. NCBI's taxonomy places the organism in Eukaryota, Metazoa, Chordata, Mammalia, Artiodactyla, Cervidae.